Durusdinium trenchii is the source of this 1320-nucleotide messenger RNA. NCBI's taxonomy places the organism in Eukaryota, Dinophyceae, Suessiales, Symbiodiniaceae. The record is from the annotation of a GenBank genome assembly.
AUGUUCAAAAAGGCUGCAGCUGUUGCUUUCAAGGGUGAGACCAGGAUACGUGGCAAAGAGAGCAAGCGGUUGCACCAGGCCGUAGCAAGUACUGCUGGCGAUGAGAUCGCUGCAGCCCUUUUCCCAAACAAAGCUGAAGUGGUCAUUCGAAAGGCAGGUGGAAGUACAUUCCAAUUCAUUUUUGUGAACGGGGAGUGUUUCUAUGUUCAGCUGGAUGGAAAGGCGGAACUAGGUACGGGGGAGCUGUUGCCAACCCUCCAAGCCUUGUGGCGCGUCGAAGCAGAUGCUUUGCUUCCCAGUGUAGUGAUUCAGAGGCCAGUGGCAAAGUUUAUCUUUGGAGGGGCCAAUGUGAUGGCUCCUGGUGUGCAUUCUAUUGUGCCAACAAAGAGUUGUCUUCCGAAAGAAGGUUGUCUUGUGGCUGUGCGUGCAGAAGGUAACAGUUUUGCUGCGGCUGUGGGCCGACUUCGGAUGGCUCCAAACGCAAUUGUCGGAUCGAAGGGGGAGGCUGUGGAAGUUCUCCAUUUUUUUGGCGACGCCCUUUGGGAGGUAAUGGGCAGCCCAAGACCUGCUGGCUUCAUAGGCGAUCAGAUCCAUCCAACAGAGGCUCAGGAAGAAAAGGAAGAAAGAGGAGUGAAAGAAGAAGAAAUUGUACAAGCUCCCGCUCCAGAAGCGGAAGUGAAGGACAUGCUUGACCAGCCUGACCGCGAUAUGACACACAUGAUUCAGAAUCUGGAAGAGUGCCUCUUGCAGGCCUGCAAAACACGGAUUAAAGACCGCGAUUUGCCUCUUCCUGGGAACGUCCUGUAUGCUCAGCACAUGAGACCUUGCAGGAGAGCUGGGUCCAAUAUCGAUGUGAAGGCCACUCCUUUCAAAAAGCUGAGCGCCUUCCUAUCACACGUGGAGGAGAAGGGUUGGCUGGCUUUGAAGAAGAAUUCCUCGGAUCCCAUUGUAACGAGGAUUUUUCGAGAUCACCCGGAUGUAACAAGCUGGAAACCGUGGCCAAAGGAGGCAACUGCAGAGGUCGAGGAGUCCAAAGGCACUGACUCCUCGCCCACUGAGGCCUCAAUUCAGAUAGAAGUGGUUUGGCGAAUCGGGAAACUCAAACCACUUUUGGAGGAGCUCAAGACGGAGGCAGCUGAUGGUUGUUGGACCAGGGAAGACUGUGCCGCGGCUUUGAAAGCGUAUGCUGACAGUCAUGAACUCUGGCUGAAGAACAACAAGAAACGCAUUGGUCCAGAUGCACUACUGUGCAGCCUGAUAAGUUCAGAGCUGGAGGACCUAUUCCAAAGCUGCAAUCUGCAAGUUGUGAUGUACAUUUGA